This is a messenger RNA of Calliphora vicina (urban bluebottle blowfly), 2352 nucleotides long. It is a transcript of the gene Saf6, whose product is annotated as SAGA factor-like TAF6. Gene Ontology annotation, cellular component: transcription factor TFIID complex; SAGA complex; SLIK (SAGA-like) complex. NCBI's taxonomy places the organism in Eukaryota, Metazoa, Arthropoda, Insecta, Diptera, Calliphoridae. The transcript has 6 exons. Gene Ontology annotation, biological process: transcription initiation at RNA polymerase II promoter; RNA polymerase II preinitiation complex assembly. Gene Ontology annotation, molecular function: RNA polymerase II general transcription initiation factor activity; protein heterodimerization activity; transcription coactivator activity. The record is from RefSeq and is a predicted model, not a curated record. The coding region runs from base 143 to 2311 and encodes 722 amino acids.
GCAACCACUAAUCUUGUGCAUCGCAAAAAUAUUUAUUUACAAAUUAUUGUUUUUAUUUUGUUUUGCAAAUUGAAACAAUUCUUGGCUUUUGUUUAUUUUAUUUGCUUUAUUUUGUUUUUGUGAAAAAUUAUCAAAGUGAAUUAUGAAAACUUCCACAACGCAACAGAACGAAGAUACACCGAAGACGACACAAACCAAAUCUACAAAAAAAUCAACAAAAGCCAGAACAAAAUCAACCAAAUUAGAAAUCAACAGUAGUGGCGGUGGUAAUUCCAGUAAAAAUGCAACCGGCAAUUUGGCCAGUUCAACAGCAACGGCACAAUUAGUUACACAGCAGCAACAAAGCAAUCAAACAAAUCAAUUGAACUUAGUUACAACACCAACCACACCCACUUCGUCGUUAAUGGCUGGGGGUGGAAUGGGAGGAACAGGAAAUAUGUUUGAAUCGUCCAUGCAACAGCAUGGAAGCGGAGGAAUAUCAGGAGGUUCUGGUGGAAGGGAUGAAUUGAAUACCACUGCGAGAAGUAAUCACAAAAGUUAUGCUGGUUUGGAGCCUAGAUCUAUUAAAAUUAUAUGGGAACAACAUGACCAAAGUGAUGUUGAGUUGUCGGGAGAUGUAUGUGCUCGAGUGGCCGAAGAUGCUUCUUACAGGUUGUGGGAACUGAUUAAUAAUAUUAAAACCUAUGCUCGCCAUUCGGGAGGCAACAUAACAUACGAUUUGGUUAAUGAAGUUGUACGAGACUCAGAUAUUCCACCUUGCUUGGGGGCCAUGGAUAGUGAUUGGGAUCGUAUUGAAUAUGAUGGCAGCUACUUUUUCUAUUCCGACAAAAUCAUUGAGCUCAGAGAUGAAUACCAAAAGGAUGUAACUUUCAAUUUAGCACAAGGUGCCGACUUUAAAUGUUCAUGGCCCAUUGAAGAUAAACACAUGGAGAAUCUCAAGAAAUAUGUACCCGCUUUUAUAUACGUCGCUUUGAAUGCCUCAACGGAUGAUUUGGAUGUGGUUUUAACAGAAGCUGCUUGCAGUCCUUUAAUGGGCAACAGUUAUCGUUUGUUACUUACCAAAAUCAUACAAAUUAUAGCCUUUAAACAAAGUCCUGAUAUGUGUCAACGUUGCUGGCGUUUGCUUAGAGCCCUAUCCUCAAAUCCUCAGUGUCGAGAUGUUGAUUGUCGAGAAGAAUAUUUCCACUUGGCUGAAAUUCUCAUAUGUCAACUAUUGGCACCCUAUGAAAGCAUUAAAGUACAAGCAUCUGCUGCCUCGAAUAAUAAAACAGAAGAUUCAACUGCUGAAAAUACAAUUAAAGUUGAAAUGGAUAAUCUGGAUUCAGAGUUUCUGGAUCAUACUCAGUCGACCAUAGAAAACCUUGAAACAAAUAACACUAAUGCGGAGAAAAUAUAUAAGCUGCAACCAGAUAUGGAUGAAGAGGAAAUUAAUGGCUGCAGCACUACUGAUGCUAGCGCAGCUGGUAAUUAUCAAACUUCGCAGUAUUUUGCCUCCCCAGUUGAUGUAAAGCUAGUGGAUGAUUUAUGUGAAACAUUGGGACAUUUGGCUGCAAUUAAUGGCUAUUUCCAAAGUGAAUGUUUAUAUCAUGUGACACGGAGAUUGGAGAGAUUUUUUGAGGGACGUUUCAUAAGUACUGAAAGGGAUUACAAUUACAUAAGUCGUGCUGUACGCGGUCUCAUAGCCCUGGGAGAAUAUGCUUUUCGUGAAUUUAUACCAUUUUUGUACAAACUAAAAGCCGAUGAUAUACCCGAACCUCUCUGGAAUGAGUUUGCGCUUUCAGCGGUUUUCCUACAAGGUCGCGACGAUAUCUUCCUCUAUGAAUGGUUAGAUUUUGUAUGUGGAGGCGAUAAAUUGCAACCAUUUAUGAUUCACCAUGCUCAGUAUUAUGAGAAAUUAUUAAAUUAUCGUUAUGUCAGACGCAAGCCAGCCACAUUUAAGUUUAAUCCUAAGCUAGGUGUAAGACGCUUGGAAUGGAGCACCCUAGCGGCAGCCAUGUGUCAUGGUGAUGAUCCCAAUAAGGCUUUAAAGCCCAAACCAUGUAUAAAUGAAGUAUUUCCGGACCUGAAACCGAUUAAUAUGAAUUUAAAUCGUGCUGGCAAUAUACGUUUUAAAUUUGCCGGUUGUCGUCCGGUAAUAAUUAAAGCGAAAAAUAAAUUUGGUUUACAAACGGGAGAUAUUUGUCAUAGAAAUGAAAAGUUAAAUGGCAAUGGUCAAAAUGAUAUACUUAUAGCCAAGAGACGACUAUUUAAGCCGUUAACUAAUGAAAAAAGAAUGAUACCUUUAUGUAGCUAUUAUCAUUUAAAAAUAUGAUUAGUUUUUAAGAAAUAUAUAGUUUUAAAAUUAAAAAAAAA